AUGACCGCCAUCAUGUAUGACAGAGGAAGCAUUCGCCGAGCAGAGGCCAGCCAACAAAUCGCUCUGCUGGUAGAAAGGAUCUCUCUUUCCAGCAACAUGCAGUAUGGGGAUGUUAAUCCGCAGCGACAUCGUGCGAGGAUCAUACCGCUGGAGUAUGGCGAGAUCAUGCUCCUCCUUGCCGCCACGUGCCCACUGUUCGGGGGUUGGGUGACUUGGCGAGUUGGAUUCGCAGGAUUUGUGAGUUGGUUCCCAUUCCAUGGAGGGGAGAGGAAGUUCAUGGCUUUGUUGUCGUUACAGAUGCAAGGUAUGAAGCAGACACUAUGGAGGAGUAUAUGUAGAGAUAGUGAUAACCCCAAAAGGAGGUCUACCUAG
This is a messenger RNA of Aspergillus fumigatus Af293, 372 nucleotides long. RefSeq lists its product as uncharacterized. Lineage: Eukaryota; Fungi; Ascomycota; Eurotiomycetes; Eurotiales; Aspergillaceae. Bases 1 to 372 code for a protein of 123 amino acids. The record is from RefSeq and is a predicted model, not a curated record. The transcript has 2 exons.